This is a messenger RNA of Trichoderma asperellum CBS 433.97, 450 nucleotides long. The record is from RefSeq and is a predicted model, not a curated record. Lineage: Eukaryota; Fungi; Ascomycota; Sordariomycetes; Hypocreales; Hypocreaceae.
AACGGCGACAGUAUGAGUUAAAGUAUGAAAUAAAGCAUGAAUAAAUGAGGCAUAAGAUUAAUCCUGACUGCGAGUCGUGACGAUCCUGAUAGGAAUAAAAAUGCAGUGAAAAUUCCGCAAAUUAAAUAUGAUUCUGUUUUUGUUAAUCAUACUGUGCUUGUUUAUUCCUGAUUGUGCUGCUGUCUCUGUUCUUUUGCGGCUCGCAACUCCUGCGAGGGGCAGCAUCUUGCAUGGCAUCAUCAGUCCAUUAUGCUCGGGUCUGUGUGACGCCGCCGCCGCGUCGGUCCCUGCGUGCCGACCCCACCUAAAGCGGAGCGGUGACGGGAAGGGAUCUCAGAGGGGCAAAUACAGCACAUGUGGAUGAGAAAGACGUAGAAAAAAAAAGUGUGUUUAGUUGGCGAGCAGCCUGACAAGGCUUCAUGAGAUGGCAAGUAGUAGUAUUAGCAGCCA